Messenger RNA from Trichosurus vulpecula (common brushtail), 7865 nucleotides. RefSeq names its product secernin 3 (gene SCRN3). Lineage: Eukaryota; Metazoa; Chordata; Mammalia; Diprotodontia; Phalangeridae. The transcript is spliced from 8 exons. Gene Ontology annotation, biological process: proteolysis. The record is from RefSeq and is a predicted model, not a curated record. The coding region runs from base 179 to 1444 and encodes 421 amino acids. Gene Ontology annotation, molecular function: cysteine-type exopeptidase activity; dipeptidase activity.
AGAGGGCGCGGCUUCCGCCCCACCGAACUCUCUUCUCUUUAACCUACCGGGUAACUGACACCCCUCCGCCUCCCCACGCUCUUUCUCCAUCCGCCGCCUCCCCCUUUCGGAGUUUGUGGCGCCUCCCCCCUCGUCACAGCCUCCGGUGAGCCCCUGGCCCAGGAUUGGCUCAAGAAACAUGGAACUUACUUCUUGUGACACAUUUGUGGCCUUGCCUCCUGCAACAAUUGGCAAUAGGAUUAUUUUUGGAAAAAAUUCAGAUAGAGUUUCCGAUGAAGUACAAGAGAUAAUUUAUUAUCCUGCUUCAUUUCAUGGCCCUGGAAGAAAACUUGAGUGCACCUAUAUAGAAAUUGAACAAGCAACAGAAACAUAUGCUGUUGUACUGAGUCGACCAUCUUGGUUAUGGGGUGCAGAAAUGGGAGCCAAUGAACAUGGAGUUUGCAUUGGUAAUGAAGCUGUAUGGGGAAGAGAAGCCGUAUGUGACGAAGAGGCAUUACUUGGCAUGGACCUUGUCAGGCUUGGACUUGAAAGAGCUGAUACAGCUGAAAAAGCAGUCAAUACCAUUGUUGAUUUACUAGAAAAAUAUGGACAGGGUGGAAAUUGUUCAGAGAGUAUGGUAUUUAGCUAUCACAAUAGUUUUCUGAUAGCUGAUAGGCAUGAAGCAUGGAUUCUCGAGACCAUAGGACAACAUUGGGCAGCAGAAAAAGUAGAAGAAGGAGUUCGUAAUAUUUCCAAUCAACUCUCUAUAACAACCAAGAUUGACCGAGAGCAUCCAAAAAUGAGAGAAUAUGCUAAGGACAAAGGCUGGUGGGAUGGUGAAAAGGAAUUUAAUUUUGCUGCUGUGUAUGCCCAUCUUAAUAAUUUCGGGGUUACUACUUCAUCAGGCAGAUACUGUGAGGGUAACCGGCUUCUGAACAAAUACAAAGGAAAUAUGACUUCUGAAACAAUGAUGGAAAUUCUCCGAGAUAAAGAAAGUGGCAUUAAUAUGGAGGGAGAAUUUCAGACUACUGGCAGCAUGGUUUCUAUUUUGCCUCUAGAUCCCAGCCUUCCGUGUAUUCAUUUCUUUACAGGAACCCCUAAUCCUGAAAGAUCUGUAUUUAAGCCAUUCAUUUUUGUACCAAAUAUAACUCAGUUACUAGAAACUAACUCACCAACAUUUGGACGUGAAGAUCCAGUUAAAAAGAAGCCGCGUUUUCAGAGUAAACCUGACAGAAGACAUUCUCUUUACCACAAACAUGAACAGGCAAUGGAAAUAAUAGAGUGUGAUGAGGAAAGAGGCAGAAAAAUGCUGGAAAAGAUGAGGAUGCUGGAGAAAGAAAUGCUCAAAGAGAUGGAAUCAGUCCUUCAGAAUAAGUGUCUUGACGUGAACAGAGCUGUUAACCUUUUUGCUCAAUGUGUGAAAGACGAAAUGAAAAUUUAUGAGUCAUAUGUUGGUUCUCAGUGAACAUACCAUGUUCAGAGGUCUUCUUCAAAGGCAGUCCUUAAGCUUAUUAAAUCUGGUAAAUCUGAGUUCAGCAGACUUUAUUACUCUUUAGUUAUAUUCAGGUGACUGAAAUUUAAUCUUGACUAUUACAGUAAAAACCAUCAAGCCAUUAUUUUUUCUGGGAUACUGAAGAAGAAAGUAAGGUUUACAUGAAUUUUAACCGAUAUAUUCAUUUCAUGGAACACUUAAAUGUUACUUGAAGGUAGCAGAUUGGAAUGUUAUGUCACUGUCAAAGUAAUGAUGAAUUUAAGCUGAUUUUCUAAUGCUGUGUGAAAGCGUGAAAUGUGUACAGUACAGAUUCAUAUGUAAUACACUUACUAUGCAGUAUCCUAAAAUGUCUUUCAGUUACAAUAAGAAAGGAGGCUGUUCUUUAGGGAUGCAGACUAUUUUUUAAAACAAUGUCAUCUGAGACUUAAGGAGAAAUUACCAGAAGAAACUUUCUUUUUUGAGACUAGGUCUCUGUAUCUCCCCCAGGCUGGAAGUGCAGUGACCACUUGUGGUCUUCAUUGUGGCUUGACAUGGAAGCUCUGAACCUAAUCCCUUUCUUACCUGGGCUAGGUUCACUCUUCCCUUGGACAGUCUGUCCCAUACUUACCUGCCCUCCCCAGGGCCCCCCAUGCUAGUGCCAGACAGUGUAGACACUUGAUUGGCUUUAAGCCUCCUAUAGCUCAAAGCUCUUGAGCUCAAGCAGCCCACCACAGGCAUGCACCACCAUACCCCAUAACAAGAAGCUUUUAAAAGAUUUACAUAUUGCUCUUCUGCUUGAUUUCAGGGUAUUUAUUCUGCCAAAGCACUUUAUGUAGCACAAAUGUGCUGUUUGUAAGACUGUGACUAACCAGUGAAUUCUAACAAUUGAUUUUCCAGUAUUUUGGGGGAAAAAUAUAUUUUAGCCUUAUUAAGUUAAUUUCAGCUGAGUAUCUACAUUUCUAGCAUCUAAGUACUUCUAAACCUUAUACUUGCCCUGCCUGCCUCUGUUAACUUGUGGUGUUCUUUUCUUUAUUUCAUUCUGUAGGAGGAAACCUUGUCUGAGAGCAAAAAGAUGGAGAUAACUAGACCUUAGCUGUUUUUUUUUUUUCUCAUGCCCCUUUCACUGUCUCAUAUUCAUUCUGCCAGGGGGAAAAAGAUUAGGAAAAGCAGAAAAUUAAGUAUUUGGGCAUAUAUUUCAAGCAGGUAGUGUUUAAUUCUCUUUCUGGGAAGGUGCCAGCCUGAUUGGUACAAGGAAUUUCUUCUCCUAGGAAUUCUUUGUAUCAGUGAAAUUACAGGUGUGAUCCCUAUUUCUAUCCCUAUUAAGGUUUAAAGGACAUUGCACAUCACACUUUUCAUUGAGAAACUAAAACAAUGUUGAGUGGGAUCCUUUAUGGAUGAUUUAUGAACAAAUAUAGACAAAAGUCAUAUAGAAUGAGAAUGUUUGGGGUUGGGAGGGGAUUCUGUUUUGCACAGGUGGAGAAGUCCGCACACUGAAGGGGUAACUGAUCCACAGAAGUAAGGAUACCAUACAUUCAGAUUACCAGGUUUGGCCUAUGUAGCUCAAGUGUUAGUAAAAAAAAAAUACCUUGCAUAUUGCGUGGUUCCCCUAAGUGUAGAUUAUUGAUAUUAGAAAAAAGCAUAAAUUUGUCAUUCUUCUACUAAGCUGAUGCUCCCUUUCCUAUAUGCACACAGUACGUGGGUUUUGUGGUUGGAAAAGGCCUCAGACACAUCUGGCCCAAACUCCUCAUUUUAUAAGGGAAAUACUUUUAAAACAUUUAGAGAAUUCAGAGCUAGGAGGCAUCCUAGGGGAUCACUUGGUAAUGUACAGAGAAGUUCACAGUAUUAGAAACAGGACAUCUGGGAAUGGGCUUAAAGAGGUAGCGACUUGGUUAAAGUUAGGUUAGUGGCAGUCAGUAUUUGAACCUACGUCUCAACUCUAAGGUUCAAUUUUAUUUUCAAUACAUCAUGCAAUCUCUUAUCAUAGUGCUUUUUUUGUGUAAUUUCUCAGUGUAAUCUGUCAGUCCAGAUGAAGCGUCUACUUCGUGCCAUCUAUGUAAUUGAUUUUUUAUGUUGGUAUUAGCUAAGUAUUAAAGUUGACUUGUGAAAAUAAUAAAGUAGGGCACCAAAACCUUUUUUAAGACCGAAGACACUUCAGACUGGGGUAUGUAGUUUGAGCAUUGCAGUUUGCCUCCCCAUAUAAUGGGUGACUUUUGGAGCUAGCAUUGGGGAAAUACUUAUAAAACACUUAGAGAAUUUAGAGCUAGGAGGCAUCCUAGGGAUCACUUAGUAACAUACAGAAAAAUUCAUAGUGCUAGAAGCAGGACAUCUGGACUUAAAGCCUGGCUUUUCUUUUUUACUACCUGUGUGACUUUAGGCAAGUCACUUCACCUGUCUAGUGUUCAGAUUCCUUAGCUAAGGUAUAAGGCCCAUUGAUCAGGAGUUAAGAACCUAAAAUCUAGGAACUUGUUUCUUUAAACAUUUUGGUAAAUGUAUUUCAAUAUAAUUGUUUUCUUUUGGUAUUCUAUGUGUUUUAUUUUGUACAUUUAAAAAUCAGUAUUCUGAGUCAAAUUUAUAAGAAUACAAGUCAGUCCCCAAUUGAUAAAUGGUCAAAGGAUAUGAACUGGCAGUUUUCAGACAGACAAAUCAACAUGUAGUCAUAUGAAAAAAUGCUUUAAAUCACUAUUGAUUAGAGAAAUGCAAAUUAACACAAGUUUGAGUUGCCAUCUCAUACCUAUAAGAUUGGCUAAUAUGACAAAAACGGUAAAUGAAAAAUGUUGGAGGGAAAGUGGGAAAGCUGGGACACUAAUGCACUGUUGGUGAAAUUAUGAACUGAUCCAACCAUUCUGGAGAGCGGUUUGGAACUGUGCCCAAAGGGCAAUCAAAGUGUGCAUAACCUUUCGAUCCAGCAAUACCACUACUAGGUCUGUAUCCCAAAGAGAUUUUUUUUAAAAAGGAAAAGGACCCAUUUGUCCCCAAAUAUUUAUAACAGCAUUUUUUGUGGAACUUGAGGGGAUGCCCAUCAGUUGGGGGGGUGGUUGAAUAAGCUGUGGUAUAACAUGUACUGAUGCAGAGUGAAGGAGAACAUUGUACAGAGUAACAGCAAUAUUGUACGAUGAUCAACAGUGAACUACUUAGCUAUCCUCAGCAGUACAGUGAUCCAAGACAGUCCCACAGGACUCAGGGUGAGGAAUGCCGUCCGCCUCCAGAGAAACAACUGAUGGUGUCAGAAUACAAACCGGAGCCUGCCUUCUUUUCCUUUUCUUUCCUUCCUCAGAAUGACUAAUAUGGAAAUGUUUUACACGAUUGCACAUGUGUAGCCUAUAUCGGAUUGCUUACCAUCUCGGGGAGGGGAGAGGAAUAGAAUCUGGAACUCAAACCUUAAAAAAACCCCAAUGUUAAAAUUUGGUUUUACAUGUAACUUGAGGGAAAAAUAAAUAUUAAAAAAACCAGCAUACCACAGUAUUCUGAGAAGGGGUCUAUAGGCUUCACCCAGAUUGUACAAGUAGUUUACCAUGACAUAUGCAAAAAAGCUAAGAACCCCUGGACUAGAAAAUUUCUUAAGGUUUCUUCUCAAGUCCUAGAAACUUAGUUCAUACCCCACAUUUUCCAUUUGAAAAGUGGGGAAAGUGAGACAAAAUAGCAUCUCAAGAUCUUGUCAAAAACUGUCUUUGUCUAGUGGGGUCUUUUUCUAUGGAAACAUCUGAUUUUGCUGUUGUUGAGUCAUUACACUCAUGUCCCACUCUUCUUGAACCCAUUUGGGCUUCUCUUGGCAAAGAUACCAGACUGGUUUGCCAUUUCCUUCUUCACCUCAUUUUACAGAUGAGGAACUGAGGGAAACAGGAUUAAAUGACUUUCCCAGGGUCACACAGCUACUAAGUGUCUGAGGCUAGAUCUCAACUCGGGAAGAUGGGUCUUCCUGAUUCCAAAUCCAGUGUUCUAUCCACUGUCAUAUAGCUGCCCGUCUAAUUUUAUGUGUAUCAAUGCAAAAAUACCUAGAAACACUCAAAAUACCUCCUAGACAGUUUUGUAGUUACACAUCUUCCCCAGCAAGUGGUACUACUAUUAUGUAUUUUUCUUGUAACUUUCACAACAUUAAUACCUAUUUUCAAUUUCUUAUGUUGUGAUUUGUUAAACAAGGCCUUGCUAUGGUAUACAUUCUAUAUUUCCAAAAUCAUUCACUACCAUUGCCACGCACCAGAAGUAACACCUUUUAUUUAGCCCAUUUGGUAGCUUAUACUUGAACCUACAGGUUUUAGCUCUUUCCUUUUAAUAUUUUCUUAAAUCUUUUCUCCAUUUCAUGAAUUACAGUAGUUUUAUAUAGUAAACUUUACUAUCAACCAAAAUAAUACUCCUACAGGAUUGUUGGGUUUAAAUGAGGUAAUGUGUACAACAAAAUCACUCGCUAACUAUAAAGCAUUAUAUGUAAUUAUUAUUGAUAAUAAUGAUGGUAAAUGUAUAAUAUCCCAAUCUUAUAUAAGUGUGAGUACUCCCUCCACUGGUGCUAAUUGCACUCCAUCCAUGCCUUUUCAUCCAGUGUUAUUCUUUUUACAUUUCCAUUCGUCUUCCAUAAAGGAUCUAGGCACUCAAGACCUUCUUCCGGUUAUUUUAAUAUUUCAAAUACCAGUAUUCUCAAUGAAGACUUUCAUACCACUUUUCACAUAUCAUUGUUGGCAAUGCUUACCUUCUACUGUGGAUGUUUCCUUACAGUUUCCUAAGAGCACGGUGCUCAUGUGUUUCACGGCCUCCCAGUAUUAUUACCUGGAUAAUAUUAUGCUAUAGAGCAGAUUGUAAUCAUGGAAAGUAUUAUACAGUUUUUAACUGUGAUCCACCCUGAUCUCCAGUGGGUUUAUUUUCCAUCUGCAGUGUUUAUCCCAAGUUACAUUUACUUAGGGAUUAGCUUAAUGAACUGCCCAUCCAACUAUGUAUUAUAAUCCAGGAAAGCCUGACUCAGAUUCAAGGUCAGUACACAAUGAGGCACUUACAGGGCAUUCAGCAGUUAACAAAAGGUACAAGGAUAUUGCAGCACUGAGCUUGGGUAGACCAGGCUCCCUCAUCUCCAAAUGGAAAGGUCACCUGUGAGGGCUUGUACAAUCUCAGGAUAUAUGCCAAAUGCGAACUCCACAUGGGUGGGCCUUUUUUGUAACUAAGAAACCACACCAGUACUAUCAGAGGAUACUAGAAAGCUAUGUCCCAUAAGGUACAGCUUUGAGCCGAAGUCCUCUGGCUCACUCGAAUCUACGGGACACAUCUUGUUAGCCUAAACCAUGUUGCCAGGGAUGAGGCAAGUCCUGUAGAAAGUGGUCCUGCCUCACAUGCAUUUUGAAGUAUUUCAUUGAUGCUUUUCUAUGUGGUAUCAUCAUUUCCCAAUGACUCCUCCCCACCUCCUCCAAUUUUCCUGUGGGAGCAGUAAGCAAAACAAUACUUUGGCCAUGUCUGAAAGUGUAGACUACCGAGCCCUCUUAAGUAUUUGUCGCUGCAUCUCUCGGACUUCUUCAGUCUUCCAGCAUUAUUUUUCUUUACGUUCAUGUGGUCAUUGUGAAAAUCAUUCUGCUUCUGCUUAUUUCAGUAUUAGUUUAUAGAGGUCUAACCCAGUCUUACUGAAUUCUUUAUUCUGGAGACACAAAAAUGUUCCAUUAUGUUCACACACUACCACAUGUUCACUCCUGUCUGCAGGAGACGAGUCACCACUUUCCUUCCAGUUCUAUGCUAUUAAAAAGUACGUUUGUACAUAUGGAACCUUUUUACUCUGCUUGACCAUCUUACAGUAGUAUGCCUAGUAAUGGUAUUGCUAGAUCAAAUGACGUGUACAUUUGACUUUCUCAGCCUAACUUCAAAUUGCUUUCCAGAAUGGAGGGACUAUUUCAUAAUUGCAACAGUGCAUUAAUGUGCCUGCCUUCCCACAACUCAACUGCUAUCAUUUUUGUCUUCUGACAAUCUGAUUAACAUGAAGUAAAACCUCAAGAGCUGCUUCAAUUUGUAUUUGUUAUUAGUGAUCUGGAGCAUCCUUUCAUGUGGUUGUUGGUAGCCUGUGCUUUUUUUCAAAACUGCUCAUAUUCUUUGACAAGGCACACCCACGCAUGUGUCUGUGUGUGUAUUCUUCACAUAUGUUGGAUGUCAAGUUUUUCUUAGACAUUUGCUGCAAAGAUUUUUUUCCAACUCCUUUCUGUUAAUUCUACUACACUGAUUCUUUUUCCAUGCACAAGCUUUUCAGCUUUAAUGCUCUCUGAUCACCUGUAUCCAUUAUUUAGUUAAGAAUUCUUUCUUUGGUCAUAGUUGCGCAAGCUAUGUAUUCUGUCUUAAUUUGUUUUUUACUGUUUUGAGUUACUAGUGUAAUGUACAAUAAACAAAACUUAGUGUGUUCUAUAUUUCUAUUAAGUUCUAAUACAAGUUAUUAAAAGUUCUAAUUUAAGUAGGA